Molecule: messenger RNA, 1827 nt
Organism: Colletotrichum siamense
Lineage: Eukaryota; Fungi; Ascomycota; Sordariomycetes; Glomerellales; Glomerellaceae
Gene: apr-2
Product: Subtilisin DY
Exons: 5
Coding region: 1-1827 (608 amino acids)
Biological process (GO): proteolysis
Molecular function (GO): serine-type endopeptidase activity
Source: RefSeq, a predicted model, not a curated record
AUGGAAUCGCUUCAACAGCUCUUGGAGGAUGGCAUGUCCAUGUCCAGAGUUAGCAACUAUUCUGAUAAGGAAAAGUUGACGCUCUGCUAUAUAUUGGCCAACUCGAUGCUCUUCCUGUACCCGGGCUCCUGGUUACGGACUGCGUGGAACAGUACCAAAGUCUACUUCAUUCGACGGUCGGGUGUUUCCGCUUUGAAACCGGUCACCUUGGCAUUCCCCUAUCUUUCUGUCGAAAUGCACGAUGUGCAAGAUGCUACUAGCACAUCCAGACAUUACAUGCACAUGCAAGCUCACCCGCAUCCGAGCAUCCUGGCUCUGGGUAUCAUCUUCCUCGAAAUUGCCACAGGAUCUGUGUUCCCCAGAAGCUCUCAAACAACGGCGGACCUCAGCUGGGAACAGUGCAAUGAAGACUUCCUGGAAGCCUGGAAGCAGAUGGAGAAGCUGGAAAUGGAGCGAAAGUACAUACCCUCCGCUCUCCGCAAGGUCAUCAGGGCUUGCAUUGACCUGAAGCCGCCACCAAACAUUCCAUGCUCCAGUCUGGCGGAAGAGGGUCCAAUACGCCAGUACAUACUAUCAUGCAUCAUUCUUCCACUGGCAUUAGAGCUGGUGGAUGGUUACAAAAUUCGCUUAGAGGAGUUACACACGUCCUUGGAAAAAGAGCUGAACGGUCUCGGAAAGGUUGAGGAAGCAAACACCAACACUUCCAUCAAGCAAACGCCGGAAAGUUGGAGUCGCAGUCUGGCAACGGUGCCCGAGGUGGAAACAACAUCCCAGGUUCAGGUUACGAGGAGACAUGAGUUAUGUCUUAUGGCAGAUGGUGAUGAGAGACAUAUAAAAGUCAACGAAGAAGCGACCAGGAGAACAAAGGAGUGGUUCGAGUACCACGAAGACGUUCUUUCUCGAACCAAACAGUUGCGCAACGUCAAGAUGUCAAACGCAAGAAGAAUCAAGAUUGCCAUAUUGGACAGUGGCAUCGAGCUUAGUUCAAAACACCGAGAAUUGUACGACUUUGAGCCCAGGAUCAAAUACAAAAGCUGGGUCGACGGGCACACCGGAUGGAGAGACGACGUCGGGCAUGGAACCCAUCUAGCCGUCCUGCUACGGAAGGUUGCACCAAAUGCUGCUAUUCACAUGGCCAGAGUAUGCAAAAGCAGGCCCAAGGGCGACGAAUCUGCGCUAAUUAUUGCUGAGGCCCUUCGGUACGCUGUAAACGUGUGGGAAGUUGAUAUUAUUGUCAUGUCUUUUGGUUUCUCCGUCAAUUACGACGCGCUGUACCAAGAGAUUCAGGACGCGGCUCGGAGAGGCGUGCUGAUGUUUGCAGCUGCAUCCAACGAGGGAAAGAACCGGCCGGAUGGCAUUGCAUGGCCAGCUCGGGAAGAAAAUGUCAUAUGCGUCCAUUCGGCGGAUGGAUACGGCAAUCGUUCCACGUUCACACCGAGUCCGAUGGAUAACAUGCGGAUCAUGGUUCUUGGGGAGUGUAUAGAGUCGGCGUGGCCACACCACUUAGGGGCGCAGGAUGACCACGGACAAAUGAGCGGUACGUCAUGUGCGGCGCCCAUUGCUGCCGGGAUCGCUGCAGUGGUACUCGACUGCGCAAGAGGCUUCCUCAAUGGGGAGGAUUGGAAGAGCCUUUGCCGCGCACUCCAAAAAAGCGGUAUCCAUACCUCUAAUGAAUUGGAGUUGUACUUUAUGAUAGAUAACAAUAAUGAUGAGAACGACAAGGACAACGACAAGGACAACGACAAGGACAACGACAAGGACAACGACAAGGACAACGACAAGGACAACGACAAGGACAACGAGAAAAGCAACAAUAAUACUUAUUAA